Molecule: messenger RNA, 1515 nt
Organism: Linum trigynum
Lineage: Eukaryota; Viridiplantae; Streptophyta; Magnoliopsida; Malpighiales; Linaceae
Source: the annotation of a GenBank genome assembly
AUGCUGGCUGUGUCACCAGUGGCGGCGCCUUUGAGAGACGUCCAUCAUGGGAGCUGCCAGCAAGUUGGUAAGGUGGAAGGGAACGACUACUAUGCGGCCGAGGCGGCUGCCGCGGCGGCGGGGGAGGAGGAUCAGUUCAUCCCUGAUUUCUCGGACGGGAACAGCAGCUUGCUGCUCGAGAGCAUCGAUUUCGACGAUCUGUUCGCCGUCGGCGACGUCCUCCCCGAUCUGGAGAUUCUCGCCGACUUCUCCGCCGUCGACGACUCCGAAAUCCACGGCGCGACUAGUACUACUACCACCACGCCUCCCGUCGACGAUUUCGUUAUCGUUGUCGACGACGACGGCGAGCAGUAUAGUAGUAGCAGUAAGAAGAGCUGCAAGCGUCCGAGGGAGGAGGAGGAGGAGGGUUCCGGAUCCGGAGGAGAGGAUAACGGAGGGUCGGCGUCUCCCUCGUCGUCGGUGGUGUUGAAUCCACCGGCUCCGGCGAGUAAGAGCGUGAGAGAAGGCGAGAAGGGCGGGAGGAAGUCCACUACGGCGCCGUUCACUUCGUCGGCGCAAGGGAUUAGCAGUAAGGGCAAUCUCGGGAAGAGAAAAGUGAAGGUGGAUUGGACGCCAGAGCUGCACAGAAGGUUUGUGCAGGCAGUGGAGCAGCUCGGGGUGGAUAAGGCCGUGCCUUCAAGAAUCUUGGAGCUCAUGGGAAUCGACUGCCUCACCCGCCACAACGUCGCCAGCCACCUCCAGAAAUAUAGGUCACACCGGAAGCAUGUACUAGCUCGUGAAGCGGAGGCGGCGACCUGGACCCAGAGGCGCCAAGUCUACGGCGGCGGGGGCGGCGGGGGAACAGCGGGGAAGAGAGACGUGAUGAUGAACGGGCACCAGAAGCAGGCGUGGCAUGCACCGAUGAUGGGGUUUCCUCCACCGGCGGCGACUCCUCCUCCUCCUCCUGUUCCUCAACUGCACCAUUUGGUCAGGCCGUUGCAUGUUUGGGGACAUCCAUCGAUGGAUCAAUCCUUAAUCCAUAUGUGGCCUAAACAUCUACCUCCUCCUCCUCAUCAUCAUCAUCAUCAUCCCUCCUGGACUCAUCCUCCUCCUCCUCCGGCGGCGGUGGAUCCUUUAUAUUGGCAUCACCAACGAGUGCCAGCAGGAGCUGGAGUUGGACUGACCCCGGGGACGCCAUGUUUUCCGCAGCAAGUACUUCCACCAACGAGAUUCCCGGCGACACCAGUUGCCGGCAUCCUCCCGCCGCCCCAUUCCAUGUACAAAGCAGAAUCGGCUGGGAUCGGCGGGCAGCUGCAGCAGCGUCCACCGCAACCCGGGUCCGGCCCGAAUCAUCUAUUCGACGUCCAACCGUCGAAAGAGAGCAUAGACGCAGCCAUCGGAGAUGUUUUAUCGAAGCCGUGGCUGCCGCUUCCGCUAGGACUGAAACCCCCAGCUGUCGACAGCGUAUUGGUGGAGCUCCAACGCCAAGGGAUUCCCAACGUACCGCCGGCUGCUGCUGCUUCUUCUUCUUCUUGA